Messenger RNA from Lemur catta (Ring-tailed lemur), 3359 nucleotides. RefSeq names its product zinc finger protein 615 (gene ZNF615). The record is from RefSeq and is a predicted model, not a curated record. The transcript is spliced from 7 exons. The coding region runs from base 471 to 2618 and encodes 715 amino acids. Gene Ontology annotation, molecular function: RNA polymerase II cis-regulatory region sequence-specific DNA binding; DNA-binding transcription factor activity, RNA polymerase II-specific. Lineage: Eukaryota; Metazoa; Chordata; Mammalia; Primates; Lemuridae. Gene Ontology annotation, biological process: regulation of transcription by RNA polymerase II.
UAAGGCGGUGAGGAGGCUAAGCGGUGAGACCAGUAACGGACGGAGUUCAGGGAAGUAAGUUCACGCGCAGGGCCGUCGCUGUGGUGGCUGGAGGAGAAAGGUUUUGGAAUUAAGCCGGAUGGCGGUGGCGUUAGUGGUCCAGAGGUGUUGCUGCUGUGGAGGCUCCAGCCUUGGCUGCUGGAACAGACUUGAUAUGCGGCUUUUACUCUUUGUCCUGCAAGUUUCCAGCAUAUUCCUCUCGGAUAUUUCUUUUCGAGUUCUUUCUGACCCAAGUAAAGUAACAUCUCUGUCAUGCCCACAGGUGCUGAGAACAAGAGAAAUCAAGCAAAGGAAGGAGGCAGAGAUUCUACGACUUGAGUAUCACCACUUCUGUGGAUACCCUUGACUUGAGAUUGAGAUUUCUGAACAGAAAUUUAGAGCUGAUCCAGAGAGACAAAGACAGAGCAUCUCAGUUAGCAGCCAUUUCCCAAAUGGAGAUGAUGCAGGCCCAGGAAUCCCUGACAUUUGAUGACGUGUCUGUGAAGUUCACCUGGGAGGAGUGGCAGUUCCUGGGCCCUGCUCAGAAGGACCUAUAUCGGGACGUGAUGUUGGAGAACUACAGCAACCUGGUGUCAGUGGGGUAUCAAGCUAGCCAAUCAGAUACACUCUCCAAGUUGGAACAAGGAGAAUUGUGGACGAUAGAGGAUGAAAUCCGUAGCCAGAUCUGUUCUGACAUCAGGAAAAUUGAUAAUCCUCUGCAGCAUCACUUGCAAAGUCAAAGUAUUCAGAAGAGAGGUCAUUUCCUGCUAAAGCAAAAUUGUGAUAUGUUUGACUUACAUAAAAAACCUUUAAAAUCAAAUUUUAGUUUUGAAAAUCAGAACAGAAGCUGUGACCUAAAGAACUCUACUGAGUUUAAUGGAGAUGGGAAAUCCCUUUUUCAUGAUACUCAUGAACAAUUUUCUUCUGAAAUUAAAUUCCCUAUAAGUACAAAACCUAUAAAAAAUAAAUCCCAAGUCAUUAAGCAACAGAGAACUCCCAACAUAGAGAAAGCUCAUGUAUGCAGUGAAUGUGGAAAAGGGUUCAUCAAGUUGUCUCAGUUCAUUGAUCAUCAGAGAGUUCAUACUGGAGAAAAACCUCAUGAAUGCAGUAUGUGUGGGAAAGCAUUCUCCAGAAAAUCCAGGCUAAUGGAACAUCAGAAAACUCACAUAGGACUGAAACAUUAUGAAUGCACUGAAUGUGACAAAACCUUCCUCAAGAAAUCACAGUUCAAUAUACAUCAGAAAACUCAUAUGGGAGAGAAACCUUAUACAUGUAGUGAAUGUGGGAAAGCUUUCAUCAAAAAGUGUCGACUUAUUUAUCAUCAGCGAACUCACACAGGAGAGAAACCCCAUGAAUGCAGUGUAUGUGAGAAAGCCUUCUCUACAAAGUUUAGUCUCACUACACAUCAGAAAAUUCAUACAGGAGAGAAACCUUAUAUAUGUAGUGAAUGUGGUAAAGGCUUUAUCGAGAAGAGGCGUCUUACCGCACAUCAUCGAACUCAUACUGGUGAGAAACCCUUUGUGUGCAGUAAAUGCGGGAAAGGCUUCACCUUGAAGAACAGUCUUAUCACACAUCAGCAAACUCAUACAGAAGAGAAAUUAUAUACAUGCAGUGAAUGUGGAAAAGGUUUUUCAGUAAAGCACUGUCUUAUCGUACAUCAACGAACUCAUACUGGAGAGAAACCAUAUAUAUGCAAUGAGUGUGGAAAAGCCUUCACCUUGAAGAGCCCUCUAAUCAGACAUCAGCGAACACAUACAGGAGAGAAACCCUACGUAUGCACUGAAUGUCAAAAAGGCUUUACCAUGAAGAGUGACCUCAUUGUACAUCAGCGAACUCAUACUGCAGAGAAGCCAUAUAUAUGCAAUGAUUGUGGAAAAGGCUUCACUGUGAAGAGCCGCCUGAUUGUACAUCAGCGAACUCAUACAGGAGAAAAACCCUAUGUAUGUAGUGAAUGUGGAAAAGGCUUUCCAGCAAAGAUCCGGCUAAUUGGACAUCAACGAACUCACACUGGAGAGAAACCUUACAUAUGUAGUGAGUGUGGAAAAGGUUUCACUGAGAAGAGUCACCUCAAUGUACAUCGGCGCACUCAUACAGGAGAGAAACCCUAUAUAUGCAGUGAAUGUGGCAAAGGCUUAACUGGGAAAAGCAUGCUCAUUGCACAUCAGCGAACUCAUACUGGGGAGAAACCAUAUAUAUGCAAUGAAUGUGGAAAGGGCUUCACCAUGAAGAGUACUCUAGGAAUACAUCAGCAAACCCAUACUGGACAGAAACCAUACAAAUGCAAUGAAUGUGGUAAAACCUUCAGGAAGAAGACAUGUCUCAUACAGCAUCAGAGGUUUCACACAGGAAAGACUUCCUUUGCAUGUACUGAGUGUGGAAAAUUAUCUUUGCGCAAAAAUGAUCUCAUUACACAUCAGAGAAUUCACUCAGGAGAGAAACCAUAUGAAUGUACUGAGUGUGGGAAAGCCUUCACUACAAAGUCUGGGCUCAAUGUUCAUCAAAGAAAACAUACAGGAGAGAGGCCCUAUGGUUGCAGUGAUUGUGGGAAAGCUUUUGCCCACUUGUCUAUCCUUGUUAAACACAAGAGGAUUCACAGGUAGUCAUUUUGAGAAAACCUUGCCAGUUGUAAGUCCUCAAGAUAUUAUAGUAUUUCAAAGAAUAACUUAAUGAUUGCAGAAUACGUGGUCAUGUAAUUAGUGAUCAGUUACCUCAUGUUUUAUGUCAAAGAAAACAUGUAUACACACAAAUAAAACAUGUACAAAACAACUCCAAUACAAUCAAUUUUGAUGAAAAUAUUUUGGGACAUUAUGUUGAAAAAAUGUAUAUUGAGAAAAAUUCUACAAAUGUGGCUGAAUAGGAAAACCUUACAUGGCAAGAUAGACCCUAUCAAAAGUAAUCAUAGAUCUUAACUACUAAUAAUAAACUAAUUGGUGAAAAUGUAAUAAUUAUGGGAAAACCUUUGCCCAGAAAUAUGACCUCAAUAGAUUGAGAGAGUUCACGCUAGAGAAAUACUUUCCUAUGGUAAGGAGUGUGGCAGGGUUUGCAGUAAAAUAUUUUGCUUCAUCAUUUGCAAGGAAAUAAUGUAGGAACAAAACUUAUGAACACAUGCAAUGUGGAAGAUCUUUGGAAAAAUAUCAGAGAACUUAAUGAAGGAAAGGAGCCUUGGCAAAAUGAAUGAGACUUCUUUGUCACAAGUCUAACUUUAGACAGUACACCUCAGGUGCAUUUGGGAACAGGAUACCUUGAGCCAUAUUUCUAGUUGCCUUGUCACAGAUUUUAUAUAUUUUAAAUUGUGACAGUUUCUUCAUGGAUUAAAUUUUAAUAUACACAAUACAGGAGUA